ACCUGACUGUCUCAAUGGAAUAGCUAAAAAAACCGUGAUUUAUUCUUGGAAUUAAGUCAUUUUCACGAGCCUACGGAAAAACAUUCGAAAACUGAUCGUGCGGUUUUUUGGGGAUAGGUUUCCUUCGUGUUUGAACCAUGUAUGAGCCAAGACACUAUGAUAGGCCUCCCACAUACAGUGCACAUUACACUGCUCCAUCAAAUGUGUACCCAUCCAGAAGUUACUACUCUCAACGGAGUGAAUAUGGUCCUUCCUCACCUGUUCCUCAAGAUUUUUACACGAAUGGAACCCCCCAGAACUUCUACAGGUUACUCUCUCCUCCAGGAAUAGUGAAAUCAAUGGAGGGCCUAGUUGUGUUGCUAUGUUUCGUGAUUUUUGCUUGUGUCGCCUCCACGUUAGUUUGGGACAUGCAUGGCUUUGAUGCCAACAUUAGUGGUUAUUUAUCAGCAUCUGGAAGCUUUGGUGCGGGUGUAGGCUCAGGCUAUUACGGAGGAAGCUACGGAUACCAGACCUCAUACAUGACCCCGUACUCUGCGAAGUCUGCAAUGAUCUCAAUGGCUGCCAUAAACUUCAUAAUAUCCUUAGGUUUCCUUGUGGCCAGUUUCUCCAAGGCCCGGGGACUGCGUGGCCGCAGGUUCUACCUGACUGUGUUGGUGGCAGACAUUAUCCUAAGCAUCCUUCAGGGCAUAAUUGACAUUAUAUUUGUUAUCGGUGUCAAUCCCAUGGCCCAGAGCUCCCAAAGCAUGCUGUAUAAUCCUAUACUAAUGAUGUGCCAGACUUAUCAAGGAACCACCAUCAGUGGUGGAGUAGGAACUGGUUUUCCAGGCGCAUACCCAAUGUUCACCCAGUACCUCUAUCACUACUGCUACAUGGACCCUGAGGAGGCUGUGGCACUGGUGUGUGGCAUCUUUGUGGUGAUCGCUCUUGCUGUUGCUGCUUAUUUUUCUUACAAGACUCGGAGUAAGAUAUGGCGUCAUGGCAAACAUAAUAUUUACUGGGAGGAACCUCCACUACUCAAUAGUUCUCGAAGUCAAGAUUUGCAGGACUGGACGAGCAAUUUAAGAAGCACUCAUAUGACCUCAACUCUGGUUCUGUCAGAAAAAGCUGCUCCGGAUUUAAGAGGGGAGAACAGUGUCCUCUCUUACCCUGUUGGAACUGUGAGCGUUGUCAGUCGGGGAACUUACAACGAAUAUCGUGAAAAUGUGAAGAGAGGUCCUCCUGAGCCUCUGUACCGGGACAACUCGGACAGCUCCAGCAUUGUGGAGGAGAUUGAAGUCCAGAGUGCAUCGCUAGAGCAAGAGAAGAACAGGGGCCAGGUUGAGGAAUCCCAAUAUGAGACAGGGUAUACCACUGGUGCUGAGACUAGUGCUGAACUGGAUAUUGACAAACUGGAAGACCUAUACCCAGAAAUUACUUCAGAUGCACAGCGUCACGAGUAUAAGAGAGAUUUUGACCUCAGUCUCUCCGAGUAUAAGCAACUGUGUGCGGAAAUGGACGACAUCAAUGACCAAAUGAACAAACUUAGCCGAGAGCUUGACACACUAGAGGAGGGAUCCAUGAAGUUUCAGGCUGUUGCUGAUGAAUACAAUCGACUGAAGGAUAUCAAACAGACCCCUGACUACAAGACCAAAAAGUUGCAGUGCAAAGAGAUACGACAAAAACUUUUUCACAUCAAGAGAUUAGUUAAGAGCUAUGACAGAGGUUACUCGUAGACAAAGAGCUCUUUGCGCUUUCUGCAGGACUGCCUCUGAAGUCAUGCCCUCAGUGUGGUUAGUAUGUGACAAACUGCCAACUUUUCAGGAAACAAAAUGUUAUCGCCUUUACAUGUUUGAUAUCUUAUAUCAGUUUUGAAUUCUCAGACUUAAAAUGUAUUUGAAGCUUUGUAUUUAGCAUCGAGGAAGCUAGCUCUAGUGUGGACAGACAGAGCUAGUUGCAUUUGGUUAAUAGACAUCAAAACUUAUUCUCUAUCAGUUGAAAUUUAAAACUUUCAGAAAUAAUGUUUUUAGGUCUUUUUCUCCCAUUAGUGAUUACUGUAGGUUUACAUGACAUAUUAGUCAGCUUGCAUGUGUGUGUGCUAUCACAGUUCAACCAUGUCAGUACCUGAAGUAAAAUGGCAUUAUCCUCCUAAGUUUGAACUUUUUCUGGUUAUUCUAAUGUAACAGAGGCGAUAGUCAGUUUCAGAUGUUUUCAGAAGCACCUUCCAGUGCUAUAUGAGUGGGCCUUUUGAAUAUUGAUACUGUGUUUAAACCCAACGCUUAAUCAAACUGUAUUACAUACCACGACUACCAUACCAAACAAAUCAAAAGGGCGGUAAAACAACAUCAACAAAAAAAAUUCAAAUUCUGUUGUACCAAAACUGCUCUUCUCAUUU
Chanos chanos (milkfish) is the source of this 2371-nucleotide messenger RNA. RefSeq names its product occludin. The transcript is spliced from 8 exons. Gene Ontology annotation, cellular component: transcription elongation factor complex; membrane; bicellular tight junction. Bases 138 to 1712 code for a protein of 524 amino acids. Lineage: Eukaryota; Metazoa; Chordata; Actinopteri; Gonorynchiformes; Chanidae. The record is from RefSeq and is a predicted model, not a curated record. Gene Ontology annotation, biological process: snRNA transcription by RNA polymerase II; bicellular tight junction assembly; positive regulation of transcription elongation by RNA polymerase II. Gene Ontology annotation, molecular function: cis-regulatory region sequence-specific DNA binding.